AUAAAAUAUGGUUCAUUUAAUUCUACUUAUUCAGUUUAGUAGUAAUCCAAAAAGUAAGCAUUAUUAUGAUUUUGAAUCAAUUCCGGAUGCAGUGAAACAUAUUUGCACAUUAUAUGAAGAGAAGCUUAAGAAAAUCAAUCAAAAAGUUCCGUAUAUAACAUAUGACAUUAUGAAUUUAUAUCAGUAUGUUGAUGAGUUGCAAGAUUGUUCAAUGUUAGUCGACCGUGGUGAUGGACGAAAUUAUAUUGCUUACCCUAAACUAUGGGUUAAACAAAAGAUCUUUCAUAUUUUAAGGCAUGAAGUUCCAGAAUAAAUGACUCAUUGCUCUAUUGCUGUUGUGUUUAAAAGAAAAGUUUCGGUGAAUAAAGUUAAUUUGGGCAUUAAAGUUCAUGUUCUCUGGAAUUCAC
Chironomus riparius is the source of this 407-nucleotide messenger RNA. NCBI's taxonomy places the organism in Eukaryota, Metazoa, Arthropoda, Insecta, Diptera, Chironomidae. The record is from the annotation of a GenBank genome assembly.